GCCCUCCUUGAACGGCUGGCAGCUAUAUCGGCCAUAGUUGUCCCUUUUGACCGGCGCGCCAUGGCAGUAUUUAUCCUUUGCCUUCUCCUUGUGCAUGCACUUCCCCGACCGUCUCCCCUCCUCUGGCGUGCGCGUGCCCACCACACACACCAGUCCGCCGCCGCAGUUCUGACUCACCGACCCACCGUGGGUGAAAUAGAAGCAGGUGCCUGCUCGCACAGCACACACGCAUGCAGACAGACAGACACAUGUGUACACGCCCGCAUGGAUGUGGCCUCUGUGUGUGUUUGCAGUGCACUCACCUCCAUCGUAGCUUUCGAGUUCAACUUCGGCGCGGGAGCGUUUCUCGUUUUUCUCACGAGCAUUCUUAGCAUCGAUAUCGGCCUGGAAGCCCUCCUGCACAGACGUAAACAAACAUAUCAACACAAACAUAACAUGGCAGCCAGCCAGCCACACAUUACCCACGAACCUUGGUCUUGCAUUGGUCUCCUUUGAUGCUGCAGAUGCACGCCUUCUUGGACGGGCCGCAUGGCAGGUUGGCCGUCUCGGAUCCUGUGCAGUAUGCGGGCUUGGAGUCAUACAAAGAGGGCUGGGGGAAUCCGAGCAGUGGUCUCGAGGGCUUGGUGUAGGCGGCGAACUUCUUGGCGAAUUCCUUGGUGUACUCGGCGCACUUGUCACUAGCUGCACACAGUCAACACACGCGUACGAAUGAGAACAGAGGGAAGGACCAUUUCGCGUGCAGGUGCAUCGGUGUGUUUGUGUGUAUAAAGCACUACGCGUGCGUACGUGUGAACUCGAGGGUUUCAUGGGUGAUGUCCUUGGCGGCGCAGAACUUGAACCAAUCCGGCCCGGAGCGGUCGACCCGCUCGCAGACGGGCCCCCUUGUCUUGCGGGAGGCGACGUAGUCCACCCAGACGUACUCGCACUCUGUGUGCUGAAAAUUGUAGUACUGGGCAACCGCGAACGGCUGGCGCUCCUUCUUUGGGUCGUAGUCGUCCCUCUUGCGGCAAAGCUUCUCGACGUCGGCCGCAUUGAUACACACGCCUACAUCGGUGUCCCCGUCGAAGCCGUGGUACUCGUUGGUUAUCAGGCAGACCAGGCCGUCCGGACACGUGUGCUUGUAGUGGCGGCGGUCCAGACCCUCAUCUGUCGUCACCGUCAGCUCACAUUUGCCUGUAUACACACACACACACACACACACAAGGAUACGUACACCCACACACACAUGUACGCUGCUCUGCGUUAGUUACGGACCGUGAUGUUUGCCGGCAGGCGUGGAAGCGAGAUGCUCAGACGGGACAGGGCAAACUGCAUUCAGACAAGGCGAGACACAGGAAAUGCCAACUGGAUGGAUGGAUGGAUGGAUGGAUAUGCCUUCGUCGAGUACCCGAGGGUUUGUAUGGUCCUUUGCCGUCGCAGUAGUUAAAACGAUCCGCCGCGCAGACAUACUCGUCACCGGGAUAGGGUUCGCUGCGGCCCCAGAGAGGGCGCACUGGCAAGCCUCUGGGGGGAAGGCAGUCUGUCUUGUUACAAUGGGACUCCCGCUCGACAAACGGCACGCACUCGCCCU
Messenger RNA from Vitrella brassicaformis, 1570 nucleotides. The record is from the annotation of a GenBank genome assembly. Lineage: Eukaryota; Vitrellaceae.